AUGCUCGCGGCUGACCGCGGCAUGGGCGACAAGAUUGAAGUCGGCCCCCCUCAUCCUGGCCCCCAAACCUACCUCGAUGUCGUCACAGGCGGUUUGGCUUCUGCGAGGACACGUUUGAGAACUGCGAGCAGAAUAGCCAGCAAUGCAUCGGCGGCCUGUGCAAGCGCCCCCAGUUCUACACUCACUAAAGACCGACAGCCUGGGGACUGCCAGCCCUGCGUCGAUGGAGAUCUCCCCCGCAAGCCCAGAGACAUCGACCGCACCAAGUCGGCAAAACCCAACGACGUUUGGUACGCCGACUACGGGCCCAUGAAGGAGUCGAUUCGCCACCACAAGGGCUACCGUGGGCGGGUGCGCCGGUGA
Vitrella brassicaformis is the source of this 363-nucleotide messenger RNA. The record is from the annotation of a GenBank genome assembly. Lineage: Eukaryota; Vitrellaceae.